Saitoella complicata NRRL Y-17804 is the source of this 456-nucleotide messenger RNA. RefSeq names its product ankyrin. Gene Ontology annotation, cellular component: cytoplasm; nucleus. The annotation marks the transcript as partial. Lineage: Eukaryota; Fungi; Ascomycota; Saitoellomycetes; Saitoellales; Saitoellaceae. Gene Ontology annotation, molecular function: protein binding. The transcript is spliced from 2 exons. The record is from RefSeq and is a predicted model, not a curated record.
AUGUCUGACGAAGGCGCUUCUCCUCAGGAAGUCCUUAUCGCCGCCUGCCGGUCCAACAAUACCUCUCUACUACACGAAGUCCUUUCCAAUCUACCAGCAAGUAUAUCGCUCGCCGAUUUCCUCAACGAAACCCGAGAUCCUUUAGGCAACACUCCCCUUCACCUAACCGCCACGUACUCCUCCGUCGAAUGCCUCGACAUCCUCCUCGACCAAGAAGGCCUCGAGGUCGACCCUAUAACUCGAAUUGAAGCCGAAACACCACUACAUCUCGCUGCCAAGAACCUCUCGAAACCCGAUGAGCGACAAGACGCUAUAAGUUGCAUGGAGCUUUUGGUGGAUGCUGGCGCGGACCCAAGAAUCAAGAAUAAGCAUAAUGAAAAGGCUGCGGAUUAUGUACCGGACGAGUUGGAAGAGGUUAGAUGGCUGCUGCAGAAGGCGGAAGUGUCAUACACUAUG